GCUGAGAAUGGGGGUUUUCCUCCUCCGGAUCGCGCCAGCCCCGCCCCUUCCUCUCUUCGCCGGAAGUGGCGACGAGGGCCACUGAGGGGCCGUGAGCGGGCCGGUCGAUGGGGGCAGUCGGUCCUGGCUCGGGGCGGGAUGCUGUCGCUGGGGCUGCUCUGGCGGGCGCUCUCUAGCGGGGGGCAUGAGGCCCUGCGGGGGAAGGAGCAGGAGCGGCCCGAGACCCGGGGGAGAGGAGCCGCCGCCGCCGCCGCCAUGGAGCAGGAGCGGGCGCUCGAGGUCUACGACAUAAUUCGAACUAUCCAGGACCCAGAGAAACCCAACACUUUAGAAGAACUAGACGUGGUAUCAGAAAGCUGCGUUGAAGUGCAUGAAAUUAGUGAAGAUGAAUAUCUGGUUAUAAUCAGGUUUACGCCAACAGUACCUCAUUGCUCUUUGGCUACUCUCAUUGGUCUGUGUUUGAGGAUCAAGCUGCAGAGAUGUUUACCUUUUAAACAUAAGUUGGAAAUAUACGUAUCAGAGGGGGCACAUUCCACCGAAGAGGACAUAAACAAACAAAUCAAUGACAAAGAGAGAGUAGCCGCUGCAAUGGAGAAUCCUCACUUGCGGGAGAUUGUGGAGCAGUGUGUUCUGGACCCGGACUAGCAACCGUGGCUGGCAGUAGCCAUUGUUGAGCCAGGAUCUUUCUGGCACAUUGGGAUUCAUGUCUGUGUAAAAAAAUAUGGAGGCUGUGAAUUUAAUACUGGAGAGUUCUUUGUACCUUCUGCAUAUUUUUAAUAAAUCAUUUUAUAAAAAUCCAUUUAAAUUUCAAAGGAGAGAGUAUAAUCUUUGAUCAGUUUUAAAGGAUCGUGAAAAAUUCAUAAUCUUUGAAAAUUUUAUUUUAUAGAAGGAUUAUGAAAACGUUCGUUCUGUUGCCACCUAAUGAAUAUGCAUUGUAAUUUUUUUAAAUCUGAUUUUUAAGAUCAGUUUUGAUACAUUGCUAUGGUGGAGUGCAUUUGAUUCGCUGCCAGUGUGAGAUAUAAAUAAAAUACAGAGUUUUUAAAGUUAAAAUUGUCUUCAGUAUCAUGAAAACUUCCUUGUAGGUUAAAAGAAACAAAGAUAGAUUAAAGCAGAUUAAGAAACAUACGCUGAACCUGGCACUUCUGAAAACGGGGUAAAAAUAAUGUGAUGGUGGCAACCCUAUAGAUAUUUACAGAAGACUAAGCCCCAUUGCAGAACUGAGGUAGGGCACCUCGCCAGGCCAUUUUGGGGAAAUCUUGCCUGCCUGCCCGUCCGCCUAUCCUACACUCAAUGUUGUACAAAAGACAGGACUUCAAAGGAGCAAUUUGCAGCAUAAAGUGGGCUCCCAAUUGCUCCUUUGCUGGAGCCAGGCAUGCUCCCAGCUGCCCAUCAGCUGAAAGAUGGGCGUGCCUUGCUGAAAGAGGCAGAAGCAGUUUCCUUUCAAUAGACGCUGCUUCUGCCUCCUGGAGCUGCUCUUUGGUUGAAGUCAUCCUGUGUGGCUCCUUUCCACCUCCAACCUCUGGGAUGGAAAGGAGAAGCACAGGAGUCUUGCAAAGGGCAAGGGAUUUUGACAGGUGGGUGGGGCAAUCCACAUGUCAAUAAUAUGAUGUCAUAAUGAUGUCCUGUGAUUGACCAGUGGAUUGCCCUGCCCACCUGUCAAAGUUGGCUUGUGGGGUGUGGCCAGAUAAAGUUCUGCCCCUCCCACCCCCAGCAAAAAGGUUCUUUAACCUUGCUGUAGAACUUCUGAGUGAAGGUGGUUAGGGUUGGGUUGCCAGUAAUGAGUCUUUCUGUUUGAGGAAAUUUGAUCAAUUUCAGGAAAUGACCAAUUUGUGGGAAGAAAAUGGGUCAUAAAGAAUUUGUGAUUCUCUCUGUGUGUCUUGCCAUGUUCUGAAAGUUAUUGACUGACAAAUUACCUUUUCUUCCAGUAUCUGUAACUAUCCCAUAUUUUUUUUUAUUAUAACAACUUCAACAAGUGCACUUAAAAGUGGCUCACAAAGUAAUGUAAAACAAAAAUAUAAAAUAAAACAUUUCAUUUGAAACCUGAAAAA
Rhineura floridana is the source of this 2048-nucleotide messenger RNA. It is a transcript of the gene CIAO2A, whose product is annotated as cytosolic iron-sulfur assembly component 2A. The transcript has 5 exons. NCBI's taxonomy places the organism in Eukaryota, Metazoa, Chordata, Lepidosauria, Squamata, Rhineuridae. The record is from RefSeq and is a predicted model, not a curated record. The coding region runs from base 139 to 645 and encodes 168 amino acids.